Molecule: messenger RNA, 1867 nt
Organism: Anopheles coluzzii
Lineage: Eukaryota; Metazoa; Arthropoda; Insecta; Diptera; Culicidae
Gene: dare
Product: NADPH:adrenodoxin oxidoreductase, mitochondrial
Exons: 6
Coding region: 216-1679 (487 amino acids)
Biological process (GO): ubiquinone biosynthetic process
Cellular component (GO): mitochondrion
Source: RefSeq, a predicted model, not a curated record
UUGCUGCCUUCGUACGUAAACAAAUGUAUCGUUCGCAGCAACAUUCGUCACGCUUUUACGACCCUCCACGCAUAGUUUAUCUGAUAAGCGUAGCUGUUGCAGUAUAGAACAGUGGCAAAUGCUCGCGUUACAUUAUCGUUUUUGCUAACCAUUGUGCAAAUCAUCUCACCGCUAGGUGUUGUCUCAAUUGGGGUGCAAAGCGUUUGCUUGGCAGCAUGUUGCGGAAAGUAUUACCUACCUCAAGCGCGGUGAAAGUUGCCCGCAAAUGUGUGUUCAGGAAUGCCAGCACGGCGGCACCGAUACGGCCACGGAUCUGUAUCGUAGGUGCGGGACCGGCUGGUUUCUACACUGCCCAGUACAUCCUCAAACAUUUGGAUAACUCCGACAUUGACAUCGUGGAGAAGCUGCCGGUUCCGUUCGGAUUGGUGAGAUUCGGCGUUGCACCCGACCAUCCCGAGGUGAAGAAUGUCAUCAAUACGUUUACCAAAACGGCCGAGAACCCGCGUGUUCGCUUUCUUGGAAAUCUUUGCUUGGGGAAGGAUUACACCCUAGAAGAGCUGCGAGAACGAUAUCAUGCUGUUUUGCUUACGUAUGGUGCGGAGCAGGACAAUACGCUGAACAUUCCGAACGAAAAUUUGCAGAACGUACUCUCCGCCCGAGAGUUCGUCGCCUGGUACAAUGGACUGCCCGGGUUUGAGAAUCUUAAUCCCGACCUUAGCGGGAAAUCUUUGACCCUGCUGGGUCAGGGAAAUGUUGCCGUCGACGUCGCACGCAUCGUUCUGUCCAGUGUGGAUGAUUUGAAGAAAACGGAUAUUACUGAAUAUGCGCUCGAAAAACUCUCUCGUAGUCGCAUCGACACGGUGCAUCUCGUUGGCCGAAGAGGACCGUUGCAGGCAGCGUUCACUAUCAAAGAGCUGCGAGAAAUGCUGAAGCUUUCCAGCUGCACAACAAGAUGGAGAGCAGACGAUUUUGACCAUGUUGAAGAAAGCAUACCAAAUCUACCUCGCCCGAGAAAACGUAUCACUGAGCUGAUGGUGAAAAGUUUAGCAGAACAGGCACCGAACAAUGUCCCACCCGCUGGACGAUGCUUUCAGCCCAUCUUCUUCCGUUCGCCAGUCAACUUUGUUGGCAGCGGGAAGGUGGAAGCCGUCGAGUACGUCGUCAACAGGCUGGCGGACGGUAGAGCCGUUCCGACGGAACAGCGGGAAACGAUCGCCACCGAUCUGGUGUGCCGCAGUAUCGGCUACCGAGCCGUAAGUGUCGACAAUCAUAUCAACUUUGAUGCAAGGAAGGGUUGCGUUAACAAUGCUGGAGGUCGUGUAUUGAAACGAAAUCUCACCGGAAGCGAUCAAACGAUCGACGACAUUGAGGACAAGUACGAGACGGGCCUGUACGCGUCCGGCUGGCUCGCAACCGGCCCGACCGGUGUCAUCUUAACGACCAUGAACAACUCGUUCGGUGUGGCCGAUCUGGUGUGUCGUGAUUUCAACAGCAACACCAUACGGCUCAACGGUUCCCGGCCGGGGUUGGAGCUCGCCGGCCGACCGUACGUCAGCUGGAACGGAUGGAAAGCGAUCGACAGUGAGGAAGUUAGGCUGGGGCAGGCGAAAGGAAAACCGCGGGAAAAACUCACCCGCAUCGAAACCAUGCUGCAGAUUGCAUCCAAUGCAAGCGAUUAAGUUCUGUGAGAACGCCGCAACCAAGUUGUUAUCGCUAGUUUAGUACCUGCACGUUCGUGUAUGCUGCCUAGUUUAUGUUGUAGUAACGUUGUUUCUUUUUUAUUGCGUUGUCUUCAAAAUUUUACUUUCGGGAGUGGAUCGUUUAAUCGCAUAAAGUUAAGCAGAAAAUAGAAGCUUCAAUCACGGAA